AUUUAUCCGUGUGGAAGAAAAAGAAGCACUCACUCACACACUCACUCACUCACUCGCCACGACGACGACGACGACGACGACUUCAUGGACUCCGACGACGACCUCCACCGCCUGUUAUUGGAGCAACGCCGUGAGCUCGCCACGGCUGAGGCCAUCGACUCCGAUCUCGAAUUCGCAUACCGACUACAGCUUGAAGAAGCUCUCGCCGCCUCCCUCGCUUCCCUCCCCUCCUCUUCCUCCCCGCAACCACCACCACCACCACCACCAACCAACGAUGACAAAAACGACGCUGUUUUGAACGCCACAACGCUCCAGGCGCAAGAACUCGCGAGGGUUGAGCAAGAACUUCGCGACCGCCACCUCAGCGAGGCUGAGGCCCGCAAAACGAGUCUCGAUCUCAACCGUCGCGUCCACGAUCAGAAAGUCGCCAUCGAAAUUCUUAGAAUGCCCGAAGAUGAUUGGGUCGAAUGGGGCGAUAACUUCGAGAAACCCUUCUUCUUCGGGGAGGGUUCUUCUUCUUCUUCGUCGACGAAGAAGAAGAAUACUGGGAAGGGCAAUUUGGAAACGGACGAAGGCGAUGAUGGUGCGGUUUUUAGGGUUUACUUUAAGGGUUUGGUGAGCAAAGACGAGAAGUUGAAAAACGGAGAGAAGGUUCUGUUGGCUGGGAUUGGGGUUGCGAUUUGUGAUCCUGAAGAUAACUUGAUUCUUGAGGUGCGAAAGCCACUCAUUGGGUGUGGAACGAGCAAGAUUGCUGCUGAUCUUAAGGCUUUGAUCGAAGGCUUGAAUGCUGCGUUCGCUUUGGACUUGAAGCGUGUUCAGUUCUUCUGCGAUUACUAUCCAAUCUUCCAAUUCGUUAGGGGAAGAUGGCCUGUGAAACAGCGGAAGGUUGCUUUGCUAGUCAAUCAGGUGAAUGUGCUACGGAGAAAAUUUACUUACUGUGCUCCAAUGCUUCUAGCAAGACAUGAUGUCAAGUAUGCAUUUAAGCUUGCAAGAGAGGCAAUCGUUUCUCAAUUGACAGCGCCUGCGGACUCUAACGGUAUGAAGAAUCUGAAUGAAACUUGUGUCAUAUGUUUGGAGGAUACCGAUGGCAAUAACUUUUUUUCGGUUGAUGGCUGUCAACACCGGUAUUGCUUUUCUUGCAUGAGACAACAUGUGGAGGUGAAGUUGCUUCAUGGGAUGGUGCCAAAAUGCCCUCAUGAAGGAUGCAAUUCCGAGCUUCAAGUUGACAGCUGCAAGAAAUUCUUGACAAAUAAAUUAAUUGAGACCAUGCAACUGCGAAAGUUGGAAGCUUCAAUUCCAGUUACUGAGAAAGUUUAUUGUCCCUAUCCACGAUGCUCUGCUUUGAUGUCAAAAACUGAGCUUUUUGAGUACUCCAAAAAUCUUAUUGGUGAUUUUGAACAAUCAGGACCUAAGAAAUGUAUAAAAUGCCAUGGUCUCUUCUGUUUUACUUGCAAGGUCCCUUGGCAUAGUGGCAUGAAAUGCUAUGAUUACAAAAGGUUGAAUCCUAACCCUCCUGCUGAAGAUUUGAAGCUAAAGUUUCUGGCAUCCAGGAGUCUAUGGCGCCAGUGCGUGAAAUGUAACCAUAUGAUUGAACUCGCUGAAGGCUGCUAUCACAUGACUUGCAGAUGUGGCUAUGAAUUCUGCUACAACUGUGGAGCUGAGUGGAAGAACAAGAAAGCAACGUGUUCUUGCCCACUUUGGGCUGAGGACAAUAUUUGGUUCGAGGAUCAUGCGAGGGACUCGGACGAAGAAGAAGAAGAGGAGGAGGAAGAUGACGAAUUUUUUGACUCUGAUUAUUCAGAUGAUGAAUAUUACUAAUAUGUGCCUUCUAGUGCUAGGUCAAUUGUUUUGUGGUGUGAUCUCUGCAUUUCUCAAAUAGUAAUUUCAUCUGCCUAAUCCUCCCUUUUUCUGGUAUUAAUUUGUAAAUUUUUGGAGCUGACUCACAUAUUCUCAAACUGAAUCAGUCGGAUUUCGGAAAGAAAACAAAAAAUUACUUGCACAUACCUGACUAGCAAAGUGUGAAUAGUCUAUGGAAACCGGUGGGAGGAUUUAGUAAUGUUUGAUUCAAAUUUGUAUACUCUCUUCUUUUUUAAUUUAUCAUAAUCAGUUUUAUAGGUGCUAUAAUUUAUUAAUUUUACCUAUAAUUAACGCUACAAAAAUUGAAAAUGACAUGUUGGUAGAGUAGAGCCCAUGUUGCAUACUGGGCUCCUUUAAAGGUGCAACGAAUUUCCAACCUCUUGUGGCGUAUUGGACCUUUCAUAAGGUCAUGUCAUAUUUCCCUGCCCCACUUUGCUAUGCCAUAAGGUUAUGCCUAAGCUAGGACAUAUGGACAUCAAUGUUAAUGUGCCCUGUUGUGAUUUGUGAGCAUCACUUUUCAAUUACUGUUGCAUGCAUAUGCAC
This is a messenger RNA of Arachis stenosperma, 2400 nucleotides long. Its product is annotated as E3 ubiquitin-protein ligase RSL1. The coding region runs from base 85 to 1818 and encodes 577 amino acids. The transcript has 3 exons. Gene Ontology annotation, cellular component: cytoplasm; ubiquitin ligase complex. Lineage: Eukaryota; Viridiplantae; Streptophyta; Magnoliopsida; Fabales; Fabaceae. The record is from RefSeq and is a predicted model, not a curated record. Gene Ontology annotation, biological process: protein polyubiquitination; positive regulation of proteasomal ubiquitin-dependent protein catabolic process; ubiquitin-dependent protein catabolic process. Gene Ontology annotation, molecular function: RNA-DNA hybrid ribonuclease activity; ubiquitin protein ligase activity; nucleic acid binding.